AAGUGAUCUGCCACUACUACCCGUCUCCUUCGUCUUCUUGUCUGUUCCGUUUCAACUUUCAGACCAGGUCUCGUCCUUUCAGGCAGAGUCCACGCCGCGGCAAAAUGGCGCUGCGGAGCAGCUCCUCCUCCCCCUUCCUCCUCCUCCGGAGCUCGUUUUCGCCACCUUCGCCCCGCUCCGGCCGGGCCAGCUUCGGAGCCCCCGCGCCGUCUCGGCCUGGCCUGGUGCGCGCUGUCGUCGGCGGCGGCGGCGGCGGCGCUCCGGGGAGCAGCAGAGGGCCGGUGCAGAACUCGAACUACGUGGUGCCUCUGGAUGGCUCCCCUUCGUCCUUGCAGUCCUCGGUCAUCACCCGGCCGCUCGUCGAGAUCCUCCGGGACCUUAACAAGAGGAUCCCCGAUAACAUACUCAAACCUCGGGUCUCCGACGAUCAGCCCUCCCACUCCAUUCCCUGGUACCACGCAAAUCGGAUGCUGAGCUUCUAUGCUCCUGGUUGGUGCGGAGAAGUACGAGAUGUCAUAUAUUCUGACAACGGAAGUGUCACUGUGGUAUAUCGAGUCACGGUACGGGGGUCUGAUGGAGAGGCACACCGAGAAUCAACUGGGACAGUAUCAUGUACCAAUGACGGCUUCAUGGAUCCUGUUGCUGCAGCUGAGGAAAUAGCUUUCUGCGGAGCAUGUGCACGGUUUGGCCUUGGUUUAUACCUCUACCACGAAGAAUAGAACCUGUACACAUGAAGGGCUUCAUAAUUGUUUGCUCUAUAUCAGGAACUCGGGAUGUAGAUUACAUGUUGUCGUUACCAUGUAAAUAUAGGAUAAUAUAGAUCAGACGUGGCUGGUGAAUCUUUUGUAGGGUUUUGUCUAAUAUGUAGCAGUAGUCAAUAAUUGCUUCAUUGGAAAUAGGAGGAGCUUAUAAAUUAUGGAGACGCGAAUAUUUCCAUCGUGUAGCUUGAGGUUGGCCUGUGCAAAGCGUUGCACAUUACUAUGAUAUAAUGCCAUGUGUUCUUUUCGAGUUUCAGUC
Molecule: messenger RNA, 1017 nt
Organism: Punica granatum (pomegranate)
Lineage: Eukaryota; Viridiplantae; Streptophyta; Magnoliopsida; Myrtales; Lythraceae
Source: RefSeq, a predicted model, not a curated record